This is a messenger RNA of Moesziomyces antarcticus, 516 nucleotides long. RefSeq lists its product as uncharacterized. The record is from RefSeq and is a predicted model, not a curated record. Lineage: Eukaryota; Fungi; Basidiomycota; Ustilaginomycetes; Ustilaginales; Ustilaginaceae. The transcript has a single exon. Bases 1 to 516 code for a protein of 171 amino acids.
AUGCUCGUGCUCAUCGUAUGCGUGGGCUCUGCACUAAGCAUUCCCAUCCCAAACUCUGUCGAGGAGAUCGUCAAGGUGACGGAAGAAGCGCCGGGGCUGUUUCCCGAAUGGCAGCGCGAUUCGGGCUGGCUCGGGUUUCGACCGGCGCUAAGGCGGCCAGAUUCGCCGCUGCCCGCCGAGUUCGCCAGCGACGGUAACCUGGUCUACUCGCCCAUCCGCGGCGUCGUGGAGGAUGAGCACGCAAGACUCCGACUAGGCAUCACGCUGCGAGAAGUAGAGGAACGGCUGGAGAACUUCUUGACCUUGCGAAACGACCAUGUUCCUACGCUGCAGCUCCCGCACACAGCCUCACAACGAGCCGCUGAGAGGCAGUACGAUCCACUGCCAAAGUCACUCACGCGACCCGUAACGCCAUCCAGAGGUACAUCGCCCUAUCAGAUACCCAGCCGUGCAAGCACCCGACGCGGCUCUGAUAAACCCCGUCGAACAAGGGGUUCGCGUCAAGGGCGCGAUUGA